UCAAUCAUCCUAAAGGUGAUCAACAACAGCUAAGCAGAGAAGGUACGGCAAAUAAACGAAAAGCAGAACCAUGAGUCUGAUGGCGAAAGAGGGGAAGCAGUUCGCUUUUCUGAUAGUAAUUUCAUGAGUCAGCUGACCUGAGAUACAUACAUCAAUCCUCAUGAGAUUUCUUCAGCAAGGAAAAGUGGUUGGCUUACGGCACAGUAGGGAGCUUCCAGGGCUGGCUGGCGUGGGAUACCUGUACCACAGGAAUGCAGGGGUCAUCCCUUCUUCCAGGCCUCUGCUUUCUGCUGAGCUUCUUUGGAGCUGUGAUUCCGAAAAUCAAAGCUUCCUGUAACUGCCCCCCAAAUGCUUCCUGUGUCAGUAACAGUCACUGCACCUGCAACAGUGGAUAUAUUUCUGGAUCUGGGCAGAAACUAUUCACAUUCCCCUUGGAGACAUGUAACGACACGAACUCCUCAAAGACAACCCAAGGCAAGAAAGAGCUGCAAAAGAUUGUGGACACAUUUGAGUCACUUCUCACCAAUCAGACUUUAUGGAGAACAGAAGGGAGGCAAGAAAUCUCAUCCACAGCUACCACUAUUCUCCGGGAUGUGGAAUCGAAAGUUCUAGAAACUGCCUUGAAAGCUCCAGAACAAAAAGUCCAGAAAAUACAAAACAGUAGUGUGGCUAUUGAAACUCGAGUGAUUACAGACAAUUGCUCUGAAGAAAGAAAGACAUUCAACUUGAACGUACAAAUGAACUCAAUGGACAUCCAUUGCAAUGACGUCAUCCAGAAAGAUACACAAGGUCCCAGUGCCGUUGCCUUUAUCUCAUAUUCUUCUCUUGGAAACAUCAUAAAUGCAACUUUUUUUGAAGAGACGGAUGAGAAGGAUCGAGUGUUUCUGAACUCUCAGGUAGUGAGUGCUGCCAUUGGACCCAAAAGGAACAUGUCGCUCUCCAAGUCUGUGACGCUGACUUUCCAGCACGUGAAGAUGAACCACAGUAUCAAAAAGGCCUUCUGUGUCUACUGGGAGAACACAAAGCAGGGAGGCCUGUGGUCCAGGGAUGGCUGCUUCCUGAUACACGUGAACAAGAGUCACACCAUGUGUAAUUGCAGUCACCUGUCCAGCUUCGCUGUCCUGAUGGCCUUCACCAGCCAGGAGGAGGAUCCUGUGCUGACUAUCAUCACCUAUGUGGGGCUGAGCCUGUCUCUGCUGUGCCUCCUCCUGGCGGCCCUCACCUUCCUCCUGUGUAAAACCAUCCAGAACACCAGCACCUCGCUGCAUCUGCAGCUCUCGCUCUGCCUCUUCGUGGCCCACCUCCUCUUCCUCGUGGGGAUUGACCAAACUGAAUCCAAGGUGCUGUGCGCCAUCAUCGCCGGUGCCUUGCAUUAUCUCUACCUGGCUGCCUUCACCUGGAUGCUGCUGGAGGGCCUGCACCUCUUCCUCACUGCACGGAACCUGACGGUGGUCAACUACUCAAGCAUCAACAGACUCAUGAAGUGGAUCAUGUUUCCAGUGGGCUAUGGCGUUCCCGCUGUGACUGUGGCCAUUUCUGCAGCCUCCAGGCCUCACCUUUAUGGAACCGCUGAUCGAUGCUGGCUCCACCUGGACCAGGGAUUUAUCUGGGGUUUCCUUGGCCCAGUCUGUGCCAUUUUCUCUGUGAAUUUAGUAUUUUUUAUCUUGGUCUUUUGGAUUUUGAAAAGAAAACUUUCCUCCCUCAAUAGUGAAGUGUCAACCAUCCAGAACACAAGGAUGCUGGCUUUCAAAGCAACAGCUCAGCUCUUUAUCCUGGGUUGCACAUGGUGUCUAGGCUUCCUACAGGUGGGUCCAGCUGCCCAGGUCGUGGCCUACCUCUUCACCAUCAUCAAUAGCCUCCAGGGCUUCUUCAUCUUCUUGGUCUACUGCCUUCUCAGCCAACAGGUCCAGAAACAAUAUCAAAAGUGGUUUAGAGAGAUUGUAAAAUCAAAAUCUGAGUCUGAGACAUACACACUUUCCAGCAAGAUGGGUCCUGACUCAAAACCCAGUGAGGGGGAUGUUUUUCCAGGACAAGUGAAGAGAAAAUAAUAGAACUAGAACAUUCAACUCCGUAUGGAAUAUCAUACCCAUGGAUCUUUUUGGCAUUAUGAAGAAUGAAGCUAAGGACAAGGGACUUCAUUAGACAUAUCAUCCUUGGAGAGGAAGUAAUCAACCUUUACUUCCCGAAGUGUUUGUUCUGCAUAAUAGGCUCUCAAAAAAUGUGUGGUAAAUUGCA
Molecule: messenger RNA, 2235 nt
Organism: Macaca mulatta (Rhesus monkey)
Lineage: Eukaryota; Metazoa; Chordata; Mammalia; Primates; Cercopithecidae
Source: RefSeq, a predicted model, not a curated record